AUGCAGUCGUGUCGAGAAGUCCGUAAACAGAUAUGUCAGGUCGCUCCACGAGACCUGGACCGCUUUCUCUCACUGCUUGUGGAAGCCACAUCGCUCGCAUUCCAUAACCAAGGCGAGAGAUCUGUCGGAAGUGCCGUCUACGUGGAGUCGUCGCACACUCCAAGUGGGACCAAGAAGUUCGAGGUUCUCGACGACAAGGAUGCAGCUGCGAUCUGUCCGAGCGUAGGCACAGGACAGGACAGGACAGCCCAGUGUUGUCGCAACAAUUCUUGUGCUGUGUCCACCAUCCGUGGAGAGGCCUGUUGCUUUGACCGCUGUCAUCGGCAUCUUGUCUCAUCCGGUGCUCAGCCCAUCGAAGAGAUGAUUGUCGCGGUGGCUAUGAAUUGCCUUUGUGACCGAGUUGGAAGUCUCCAUGCCAGUACUUCGAUCGACAAGCGCAUCGGUACCACCCAGGAAACUGCCUCACGUCUUCGUCCUGCUCUCCGCACCUACAUUGUCGGUGUAUAGUUGCCAUUGAGGUCAUGAUGCCGCGCCGACUGCGCAGCUCCUGGCAGCCACUGGCUUCGUGGUCAACCUGAACUGUUUGGCCUGGAAGCUGACAGGUUUGCGCCUCAUUCGUGCAGCACGCGGAUGCGAGCCAAAGUGGCCUGGAUGAUGCUUGCUCGCACGGCUUGCUGAUAUGACCUCCAUCGUGAUUGUGCGUGGUGGCUGUCUCGGCCUGGCCGUACUUCAUCGUCGUGUGUUGCUCGAGGUCACUGGCUGAAAGCCAUUAAACGACGAUUGGCGACGAAGGACAGCAUGAUGCCGUAAGACACGAUGCUGUACUGUUGUCCGUGUAAUGGUCAUUGAUGAUCCUGCGGCAGCAUCUCCCAGCGCGCCAUCUGAUGAAGUGGUGUCCUCCAAUAGACAUUGCUGGUGACGCUCGCUGAGUGCCGCUACCGCGUGGAAUCUGCGAAGCGCCGCGCAACAGGACGCGUCCGUCGCCGUACUUACCGUCCGCCAGUGUCACCUCCUCAUAUUCAUGACGGUGUCCGUCACGGCGGCGUCGACGACUUAGGCCGCUGUGUACUGAGGGGCAGCGUUACUGUCGCCGUCGGCUGGUAUCGUUUCUCCUCGCCGCUCUCGCUUCACUGCCUGAUCGUUGGUCCAAUCCAACGGCUGCGUGGAAUCUCCAACUGAGGCGUCUAGUGUAGAGCGCAUUGAGCAGACCGUCCCAUCCGUUGUCGUCGCCGCACUGAAGCGCUGACUUUCGAGUCUGCGGCGACAAGCCUCUUCUAGUGCACCGGGAAGUCGCGACCGUGCAAGUGAAGAUGAAGUCUACUCGACAGAAGAUAGCGACUCGACUCCUGCUGUCGUUGACGCGUAUGCGACGGUGAAAAGGCGAGCACAUUGGUUGUGCGGUUAAAAGAUGUUGUUGAGGCUUUGAUCGUUGUAAUAGAAACAGCUCACAACCACUCCUCGAGCAGGCUUGUCUAGUCGGCGUGGGCAACGCAGCCGAGGAACACAUUUAACAGUUCCUGACGCUCACCAAAGAGCAGGAUACACAAUGUUGUGUUGGACUGUUGCCUCGAUCACAUCCUCUCUUGCGGUAGCUUCUUCUACUGAGAACAGAAGUGGAACAUGUUCUAGGUAUGUCAAAGCACGCUGCCCUGGAAUAUGCUCGGCUGGCAUGACACUACUUGCAUCUUCCUUCACGCGAGCAGGCCUGGCAACCACAACACCAAGAAGAGCACGCGUAGACUUGCAUGGCCUACAACAGUGCAUUGCUUUCCCAUGUCCUCGCUGUCGCUCUACCGGUGCUCGGGGCGUUACAAGCGCCGCCACGGGUAGGCACGGGCUCGGUCGUAGUAUUGAGUAUAUCAUUGUGGAUUGUUUUGCAUUACUCAUCCACCUGGCCCCUGGGGCCAGGUGGACGGGGACGGCGGGAAGGGCGGGGUGGUGAAGUGGUUAACGAGGUACGUAUUUCGGC
Sphaerulina musiva SO2202 is the source of this 1969-nucleotide messenger RNA. RefSeq lists its product as uncharacterized. NCBI's taxonomy places the organism in Eukaryota, Fungi, Ascomycota, Dothideomycetes, Mycosphaerellales, Mycosphaerellaceae. The coding region runs from base 1 to 507 and encodes 168 amino acids. The record is from RefSeq and is a predicted model, not a curated record. The transcript is spliced from 2 exons.